CUGCUCAUCUUUGACGGCCUGGAUGAAAGCAGACUUUCUCUGGACUUCAGAAACAAUGAGGUUGUGUCUGAUGUCUCACAGCAGUCCUCAGUCAACGUGCUGCUGACAAACCUCAUCAGGGGGAAGCUGCUUCCCUCGGCUCUCGUCUGGAUAACUUCCAGACCUGCAGCGGCCAAUCAGAUCCCUCCUGAGUGUGUGGACAGGGUGACAGAAGUACGAGGCUUCACUGACGCCCAGAAGGAGGAGUACUUCAGGAGGAGAUGGAGUGAUGAAGACCUGUCCAGCAGAAUCAUCUCUCACAUCAAGAGCUCCAGGAGCCUCCACAUCAUGUGUCUGAUCCCAGUCUUCUGCUGGAUCACUGCUGCAGUUCUGGACCACAUGUUGACUACAGACCAGAGAGGAGAGCUGCCCCAGACCCUCACUGACAUGUACUCACACUUCCUGCUGGUCCAGACCAAGAGGAAGAAGCAGAAGUAUGAAGAGGGACAUGAGACGAGUCCACAGCAGCUGACGGAGGCUGACAGGGAGAUUCUUCUGAAGCUGGGGAGGCUGGCGUUUGAACAUCUGGAGAAAGGAGACAUCAUGUUCUACCAAGAAGACCUGCAGCGCUGUGGUCUUGACGUCACCGAGGCCUUGGUGCACUCAGGAGUUUGUACACAGAUCUUCAAAAGAGAGAGAGUGAUCUUCAGGAAAACAGUCUACUGCUUUGUUCAUCUGAGCAUUCAGGAGUUUCUGGCUGCAGUCUACAUGCUGCACUGUUACACCAACAGGAACACAGAGGUACUGAAGCACUUCCUGCAGGGAGACUAUGACAACAGCAGAGAUCAGGAUUACCCAUCCCUGCCUGUCUUCCUGGAGGGAGCCAUGGAGAAAUCCCUCCAAAGUGAAAAUGGCCACCUGGACCUGUUUGUCCGCUUUCUCCACGGCCUCUCUCUGGAGUCCAACCAGAGACUCUUAGGAGGCCUGCUGGGUCGCACAGACAACAGACCAGAAACCAUCCAGAGAGCCAUCAGCAACCUGAAGGAGAUGAGAAGUUCUAAAAUCUCUCCUGACAGGAGCAUCAACAUCUUCCACUGUCUGACAGAGAUGAAGGACCUCUCAGUACAUCAGGAGAUCACAGAGUUCCUGAAGUCAGAGAACAGAUCAGAGAAAAAACUCUCUGAGAUCCACUGCUCUGCUCUGGCCUACAUGCUGCAGAUGUCAGAGGAGGUUCUGGAUGAGUUGGACCUGGAGAAGUACAACACAUCACGGGAGGGACGACUGAGACUGAUUCCAGCUGUGAGGAACUGCAGGAAGGCCAAACUUAGUGGCUAUGGACUCUCAGGGACUGAAUGUGAAGUCGUGGCCUCAGCUCUGAAGUCUGACCCCUCUCAUCUGAGAGAUCUGGACCUGGGUCAGAACAUUCUGAUGGAUUCAGUAGUGGAGCUGCUGAGUUCUGGACUAAAGAGUCCAAACUGCAGACUGGAGGCUCUCAGACUGUGGGGCUGCAGUCUGUCAGAGAUCAGCCGGGCUGCUCUGAUCUCAGCUCUGAAGUCCAACAUCCAUCUGAGACAUCUGGACCUGAGUGAGAACGAUCUGCAGGACUGA
Messenger RNA from Trematomus bernacchii (emerald rockcod), 1587 nucleotides. RefSeq names its product NLR family CARD domain-containing protein 3-like. NCBI's taxonomy places the organism in Eukaryota, Metazoa, Chordata, Actinopteri, Perciformes, Nototheniidae. The transcript is spliced from 4 exons. The record is from RefSeq and is a predicted model, not a curated record. The annotation marks the transcript as partial.